AAACUCAAAAUUUCUGUCUUCCACAACCAACAACAAUAAAGCUUUAAGCCGCGGUUGUCGUUAAAACACAUCCGACUUCUAUUUAAGCCAAAAUACAAAACCUCCCGUUUUCCACGUAAGCAAACGAUGGAAGAACAAGAUGGUCUUCGAGUUACCAAAAUGGACGCAAUUCCAUCAGCCAAAGAAUUCACUUCACAAAUUGAACCUAAAAACGUUCCUGCUGUAUUUCAUAAAUGCGUUAAUGAUUGGAAGGCUUUCAGUAAGUGGAAUCCGUCAACUGGCGGUCUCGAUUACUUACAGGAACUUGCAGGGUCGUCAACGGUGGAAGUUAUGUUGUCCAAAUCUGCUCCAGUCUUUUACGGUGAUAUCAGAAACCAUGAGAUGGUCCAGUUACCCUUUUCUGCCUUUAUUGGAUAUUGCAAUUCUUUGCAGAGCAAAGAAAGUCACGCUUCUUGCUCAAGUACAGAGAAGCUUUUGCCACCUAGCACUUAUACCGAACAAGAUGAUCUAUUAGCUGGGAAUACGCUUGAACAAAUUUAUUUAGCACAGGUACCAAUUAUGAAUAACGAGAAAGAAGAGAAGGUUCAAUUAGGAAGUCUUAUAGAAGACAUUCAGACGCCCCCAUUUCUGGAGACAAAGACCUUGGCUUCUAUCAAUCUAUGGAUGAAUGGUGCUCAAACAAGAUCAAGCACUCACUAUGACCCGCACCAUAACCUUCUAUGCGUGGUUUCUGGCAGCAAACAAGUUGAUCUGUGGCCCCCUUCAUCAUGUCCUUUCUUAUAUCCGAUGCCUUUGUAUGGUGAGGCAUCAAACCACAGCUCUAUUUCCAUAGACGAACCAGAUUUUUCUCUUCAUCCAAGAGCAGAACACUCAAAAAAGCAUUCUCAAAGGGUGAUUCUUCAUGCAGGAGACGCACUUUUCAUUCCUGAAGGGUGGUUCCAUCAAGUUGACAGUGAAAAUUUGACUGUUGCUGUUAACUUUUGGUGGCGGUCUGAAAUGAUGUCUGGCAUGUUGGAACACAUGGAUUCAUACUAUCUGCGCAGGAUAUUGAAAAGACUGACUGACAAAGAAAUGAAUCAGAUGCUGUGUAAGACUUCUCCUAGUGUGCAUAACAAACCUUAUGAACAAUCAGAUGAGCAUAGUAUCAAGGUUUCUGGCGGGGAUAAGUUGAAUGAUGGGAACAUGCUACAAGAUCUAAAGCCUUCUGUUCUCGAAUCUCUUCAUAAACUUGUUUCUCUAGUCCAUGACCGUGUCAAUGCUACUGAUUUGAGUUAUGACAUGGAGAAAACAGGGUCCAAGAAAACUGUGGUCUCAGAAUUGUAUAACCUGGAGGAUGAUCUAGUUGCUCAUAUUUUCUGGAUUCUUGAACCACUUGAUCUUCAGAAAAUGUUUCUUGCCAUGGUGCAUCACUUCCCAAGAACUUUGGAGGGUUUAGUACUGCACUUGGUUUCACCAGUAGGAGCCGAAGUCCUUACUCAGAAAUUUGAUGAGAUGGAUCAACUAAAUAAUGAAGAUGACAGGAACGAAUUCUACAGAUUAUUUUAUAGUGUAUUUGAUGACCAGUUUGCUGUAAUGGAUACACUUCUUAACGGAAAGGAGUCAUUUUCAUGUCAGGUAUUUAAGAACGUUAUGGAUAAAUUUCUGGGAGUUAAGGUUCAAUGACCAGAUACAUCAAUGGAAAUGAGACAUAUACUGAUGCUGAUUUCAAGAAUUUGAUCCCUCUAAUGGUCUCAAAAGUGCUGAUUGAUAGUUGAAGGAGGAUGCUCUUUUCUGUCCUCAAUCACCCUAUAUGAACUACUAUUUCUUGAAGAGAGGUACAACUGCAUCUGCAGAUGGUUCUGACAUACUGAAGUCACAAGAAUACAAAACAUCUUUUAAAGAAAGCGUGCAUGUCUAUAACAAUCUUCUUGCCGCCUUGUGCCUACAACUCCUACAAGUAGUACAUGUAUCGAUGCAGGUUAUGCUUGUAAGGUAAAGUAUAUUUGGUUUGUUGAACAUCCUUGAAAGUUUAAAUGGAGUGGUGGUCAUUGGUCAGGUUCAAAGUUUCAAGCUUGCACAGUUGAGGCCAUGAGGGUGUGCUCUGUGGGCGUGAGAUUUGCCCACAAAUUAAUUGACAGGGCAGAUUCACAACCUUAGGGGUUGAGUUGGUGAACACAUUUUCAAACGUUAAUAGUUUGUAUUUACUAGAUAAGUGUCUUAGCGUGUGUACAACCAACCAUACAUGUACUCAUUGAAAGAAAUUUAUAGAUACUAAAAGGAAACGCAACAUUCAGUCUGAAAA
This is a messenger RNA of Erigeron canadensis, 2281 nucleotides long. RefSeq names its product tRNA wybutosine-synthesizing protein 5. Gene Ontology annotation, molecular function: 2-oxoglutarate-dependent dioxygenase activity. The record is from RefSeq and is a predicted model, not a curated record. The transcript is spliced from 16 exons. Lineage: Eukaryota; Viridiplantae; Streptophyta; Magnoliopsida; Asterales; Asteraceae. The coding region runs from base 127 to 1662 and encodes 511 amino acids.